This is a messenger RNA of Patella vulgata (common limpet), 1022 nucleotides long. RefSeq names its product galactosylgalactosylxylosylprotein 3-beta-glucuronosyltransferase I. Gene Ontology annotation, cellular component: Golgi membrane. Lineage: Eukaryota; Metazoa; Mollusca; Gastropoda; Patellidae. The record is from RefSeq and is a predicted model, not a curated record. The transcript has a single exon. The coding region runs from base 6 to 1022 and encodes 338 amino acids. Gene Ontology annotation, biological process: chondroitin sulfate proteoglycan biosynthetic process; carbohydrate metabolic process. Gene Ontology annotation, molecular function: galactosylgalactosylxylosylprotein 3-beta-glucuronosyltransferase activity.
CUGGUAUGGUUAUGAUCACUCCGAGAUUUAAGAAAAAAUAUCUGUUUCUCUGUUUUUUUGCUUUCCAAUUCUUUUUGAUGUUCUACAUAUCAUGGUGUCCAACCGAAGACCUCUCCAGAAUGGAAAAAUUGGUGCUAAUUUAUCAAAAACAAAUAAUGACCCAGGAUCUUGAAUUAAAGAAAUUGAAAGUACCGGUAACACGGCCCAAAAUUUACUAUGGGACAGAACAGAAGAUCUUACCAAAGUAUAUAAAAGACUUACCAUAUAUCUAUGCAAUUACACCAACUUAUACAAGACUUGAACAAAAAGCUGAACUAACAAGAUUAUCUCAAACUCUUCUUCAUAUACCAAACUUUCAUUGGAUAGUGAUUGAAGAUGCGAUAACUAAAACCCAACUUGUUACAAAAUUUCUAAGAAAUUCAGGGUUAAACUAUACCCAUCUUAAUGCUUUAACACCAAAACAUUAUAAAUUGGAAGAAAAAGACCCCAACUGGUUGAAACCAAGGGGAGUUUUACAAAGAAAUGCAGGAUUGGAAUGGAUUGUAACAAACAGGAACAAUAAAUCUAAUGGUGUUAUUUAUUUUAUGGAUGAUGACAAUACAUACAGCUUGAAACUAUUUGAUGAAAUAAGAUUUACAGAGAAAGUGUCUGUGUGGCCAGUUGGUUUAAGUGGGGGUUUGCGAUUUGAAAGUCCAAUAGUUACUAACAAUGAAGUAUCAAAUUGGUUUGUUUAUUGGAAACCAGAGAGACCAUUUCCUAUGGAUAUGGCUGGCUUUGCCAUUAAUCUUAAUUUCUUUCUUCAGUAUCCUGAAGCUCGAUUUAGUUUAAGAGUUCAAAGAGGCUACCAAGAGUCAACAUUACUUUCCCAAUUACAUGUAAAACUAAAUGAUUUGGAGCCGAAGGCCAAUGAUUGUAAAGAAAUUUUAGUAUGGCAUACACGGACAGAAAAAACUAAAUUAAAAAAUGAAGAUAAACUUAAACUCAAAUAUGGUCAUGGGUCUGAUUUAACUAUUGAAGUUUAA